Molecule: messenger RNA, 1218 nt
Organism: Mercenaria mercenaria
Lineage: Eukaryota; Metazoa; Mollusca; Bivalvia; Venerida; Veneridae
Exons: 3
Coding region: 530-922 (130 amino acids)
Molecular function (GO): DNA binding
Source: RefSeq, a predicted model, not a curated record
UCGAGUCGUAAAUUCGGCCAGGUCAUAAAUAUUCGGCCACCCACUUAAAAGCUUUUUUUGGAGCUAGAUGCUUGAGAACGAAUCUGUUUCAUCACCAGCGCUUGCGAUAGCAACAAAGUCUGCAAAAUCAUCAAGUUGAGGUGAGUAGAAAAAUAGUUGUCCUUACCUAAAGUUGUUUACUUUAAACAGCAAAUAUUUUGUCUCGCGGGUCGCGUGACGUCAUCGCACGCGCUCGAUUAUACUGAGGCCCGGCAAGGGUUAAUUCAAAUCUAAACUCUAUAAACUAUUUGCAGACGAUAUUGAUUAGAGAUAAAUAUUAACAGUUUUCACUCAUUAAACUUGUUAUUGAAUUAAGUCCGUGUAAUUUUAAACGCGAAAUCUCAUUUUCCUUUCCAAUUUGGUUGCCAUUUCAGCUAUCGUCACGCUGUCAUUUUUUUCAAUUUAGGGGAGGUAAAUCUGUUGUAUAAGCAAUAUGUGAAUAUAUCUAGUUGCUGCCCUUCCAUUGUUAGGCUCUAUAUUUUUAUUCAGAAUGCCUUACCAUUACCGAACAUAUGACACUGAAUCACUGCAGAUGGCUGCGGCGGCAGUACAAAGAAAGCUCAUGUCUGCCAGAAAAGCAGCUGUAGAGUUUAGGGUGCCUCGGUCAACACUACAAGACCAUGUACGAUUUUCAGUGACGCAAAAGGAAGGGCCAGUUUGUCGUCAGCCAGGUCGAAAACGAGAUUUGAGUGCGGAUGAGGAGACGUCACUGGCUGAGUACCUUCGAUAUAUGGCCAGUCAAGGGCUCCCAGCAACCAGGGAAGUUCUGCGGCAAAAGGUCGUAGAUAUCAUACUGUUGUCAGGUGGCAAAUCGAGAAUAAAUACUGAGAGAGGCCCAACUGACAGAUGGAUUCGGCAGUUUCUAGAGAGACACGGUCUCUAAGACAGACUUGCUGAGAACAUAAGCAAGGCCAGGGCGUCUAUGUCAACACCUGCAGUAGUUGAUGAGUUUUUUGAAUUCUUCAGAGAAGUAAUGACGCAGUAUGAUCUCCUGGACAAGCCUGAAAGGAUAUUCAACUGUGACGAAACUGGCUGGACCGGGAAAGAGAAAUCAGCCAAGAAGGUGAUCGGUCCUAAGGGUGGUCAUCUGUGCAGGGGUCAGAAUACUCCCGGAAGCCACAUCACAGCACAUGUCUGUGUUUGCGCAUCCGGCAGGUUCUUGCCAACACUCGUUGUUUA